Messenger RNA from Beta vulgaris subsp. vulgaris (sugar beet), 2381 nucleotides. Its product is annotated as GTPase LSG1-2. Gene Ontology annotation, molecular function: GTP binding; GTPase activity. The transcript has 7 exons. Gene Ontology annotation, cellular component: cytosol. The record is from RefSeq and is a predicted model, not a curated record. Bases 307 to 2097 code for a protein of 596 amino acids. NCBI's taxonomy places the organism in Eukaryota, Viridiplantae, Streptophyta, Magnoliopsida, Caryophyllales, Amaranthaceae.
ACUUAGGGUUCUAAAUCCCAAUUGGUUUUGCAUUAGCAUUGACAUAUUAGUUCCUCUUAUCAUCACUCAAAAACUACAAAUUAUAACCUACAAAGUACAAAGCAAUAGCAUGAACUCAGCACAUACGUAGGACCCGAGCGAGUCAACUCAGUACUACCUCGUCUCUUUUUCUCCUCAAAUUGAUUCAUCAACAAACCAGCCAUAGCCAAAGGCGCCUCCUUUAUUGCAUCCUCCAUAAAACCCAGAAAAGAUUUAAACUUGAUUUCGCCAUUAAAAUUGGCAAGAACUUUUGCAAAAAAUUAGAAGAUGGGUAAGAAUGAAAAAACAGGGUUAGGAAGAGCCCUAGUUAAACACCAUAAUCAAAUGGUCCAACAAACCAAAGAAAAAGGGCGUUUUUACAAAACCCACAACAAAAAAGGGCUUAUAUCUGUAACUGAUGUUUCUGACAUUGAUGCUGUCAUUGAAGAAGCUGAAGAAGCUGACCGCCUUUUCUCCGCCGACAACCCUGUUCCUCAAUUGCUAGUUGAUGAGGACUCCAGUUCAAGCGCCAUUGGCUUGACACCUGAUCAGAGGAGGCAGCAACAGAAGAUGGAGGAGGCACUGCAUGCCGGCAGUCUUCGCGUCCCUCGAAGGCCGCCGUGGAAUGCUGGGAUGACAGUAGAUGAGCUUGAUGUCAAUGAAAAACAAGCCUUUUUAGCGUGGCGCAGAGGCCUUGCUAAACUCGAGGAGAAUGAGAAGCUUGUCCUUACUCCGUUUGAGAAGAAUUUGGAUAUAUGGAGGCAGCUUUGGCGAGUGGUUGAACGUAGUGAUCUGCUUGUUAUGGUCGUUGAUGCAAGAGAUCCUCUGUUCUACCGCUGUCCAGACCUUGAGGUGUAUGUGCGGGAGGUUGAUGAACACAAGAGAACAAUGCUGCUUAUCAACAAGGCCGACCUUUUACCAUAUUCUGUCAGGCUAAAAUGGGCGAAUUACUUCCGUGAUCACGGAAUUCUCUUCUUAUUUUGGUCAGCUAAAGCUGCUUCUGCAGUUCUUGAAGGGAAGAUGCUUAGUGUCUCAAAGUAUGUGCAAGACGCCUCGGAAGAUACAGAAGAUGUUGAAACAAAGAUUUAUGGCAGGGAUGAGCUGCUGGCCCGCUUGCAGUUUGAGGCAGAAGAGAUAAUGAGAUUGAGGAUAUCAUCCCGUGAAACUACAGUCUCCUCUCAGUCUCACUCCCCUGUUAGAAGUACUGGUGUAUAUUUAGCAUCAAACAGUGUAACUGUUGGGUUUGUCGGUUACCCUAAUGUGGGUAAGAGCUCAACCAUCAAUGCGUUGGUUGGAGCAAAGCGUGCAGGAGUCACCAAUACUCCUGGGAAAACCAAACAUUUCCAGACGCUGAUUAUAUCUGACAAGCUUACCUUGUGUGAUUGUCCGGGACUUGUAUUCCCAUCCUUUACAAGCUCGAGAUAUGAGAUGAUUGCUUGUGGGGUUCUACCUAUAGAUCGAAUGACCACCCACCGAGAGGCUGUACAGGUGGUUGCUGAUAAAGUCCCAAGAUAUGCGAUUGAAGAAGUUUAUAAGAUCACUUUGCCUAAACCGAAGUCAUAUGAGUCUCAGUCUCGCCCUCCAUUAGCAUCAGAGCUUUUGAGAGCUUAUUGUGCUUCUCGGGGAUACACCUCUUCAAGUGGACUUCCGGAUGAAACUCGGGCAGCCCGCCAAAUGUUGAAGGAUUAUAUUGAUGGGAAGCUUCCGCACUUUGAGUUACCUCCUGGAAUGUCAGAUGAAGAGAGUAAAGAGAAAAAUGAAGCUUAUACUGCUUUUGGCUUGUCUGAUAUUGAUGAAUCUGAUUCAUCUGAUGCUGAAGACUCGUCUGCUGAACUUGAAGAAACUGGGCCUGGUCUUGAGGAUGUGAUGAAUGAUCUUGUGUCCUUUGAUCUUGCAAAUGGGCUUGCUGCGGAGAAAGCUAAUGUAAAGAAAAAGCCUCCUAAAGCACCACACAAGCUCCACAGAAAGCCGCAGAGGAAAAAGGAUCGAACUUGGAGGGUCGGAAAUGAUAAUGGUGACGGGAUGCCUCUAGCACGUGCUUUUCAGAAGCCUGUGAAUACAGGCCCACUUAAAGCUUAAAGUGGUGGUACCUAUCAACGCCUACUAUACUACGAGAAAUUAAUCUGUCGGGUUUUGAACUGCUUGUGAUAAGUGCUUGCCAUUCUGGUUUCUCAGGGGAUUAAAGAUGGAUAUUUUUAUGUGGAAUUACUCUAACAAGGUUGUCUAAAUGGUGGCAUGAUUGAUGAUAUACUGUCUUGAGUGUACGAUCUGUAAUUUCAGCUUCGGAUAACAUGGUUCUUCUAUCUGUAGUUUUGACUCUUUUUGGCUUAGCUUACAAAUGAAAUAUAAUGCUCUUAUUGUUA